AUGUCCGUAACGCAAUCCAUAGCUUGCUGGCUCAACACCUAUGGGAGAGUCAAAGUUGGAGAUAUACAAGCCCUGUCUCUUACAGAAAAAAGAUUUACUAUUUCAGAGGAAACCAUAAUCUGGCCAGAGUGGUUUAAUCAGACAAAGCCUAUUUCUCUUUGCAAUGACCAUUGUCAUCCAGGUUACAGGAAGGCCAAAAAAGAAGGGAAACCAUUUUGUUGCUAUGAUUGCCUUCCUUGUCCAACAGAGAAGAUUUCUAAUCAGAAGGACAUGGACAACUGCUUUCCGUGUUCACUAGAUCAUUAUCCAAACAAAGAGCGAAAUUUCUGCCUUCCAAAAUAUGUAACAUUUUUAUCUUAUGAAGAAAUGCUGGGGAAUAUUUUUACCAGUUUUAUUCUUACUUUUUCUAUCAUUACUAUUUUGCUACUCUGGCUCUUCAUUAAAAACAAGGACACCCCUAUUGUGAAAGCCAACAAUGAGACCCUCACCUACAUUCUUCUCAUCUCCCUCCUGCUCUCCUUUCUCUGUACUUUGCUAUUCAUUGGCCAACCUCGUCAAUGGACAUGCCUUCUUCGGCAAGUUACUUUUGGCAUCAUCUUCUCCGUGGCAGUUUCUUGCAUUUUGGCAAAGACUAUCAUUGUAAUUCUUGCUUUCAUGGCUACCAAGCCAGGAUCCAGAAUUAGGAAAUGGAUGGGGAAAAGACUGGGUCUUUCUGUUGUCCUUUCUUGUUCUUUUACUCAAACCAUUAUUUGUACCAUAUGGCUAUCAAGCUCUCCCCCGUUCCUGGAUGUUGACAUGUAUUCUUUGUCAAAAGAAAUUAUAUUGAUAUGUAAUGAAGGGUCAACCAUCAUGUUCUACUGUGUCCUUGGUUUUAUGGGUCUCUUGGCAAUUAUCAGCUUCCUGGUGGCUUUCCUGGUCAGAAAGUUACCGGACACAUUUAAUGAAGCCAAAUUCAUCACCUUCAGCAUGUUGGUCUUUUGCAGUGUCUGGCUGUCCUUUGUUCCAACCUACUUGAGCACAAAGGGGAAAUAUGUGGUGGCUGUUGAGAUCUUCUCCAUUUUGUGCUCCAGUGGGGGGUUACUGGCUUUCAUCUUCUGCCCAAAAUGUUACAUUAUUCUGGUGAGGCCAGAUUUAAAUAACAAGGAACAGCUAAAAAGGGGGAAAAACUAA
Molecule: messenger RNA, 1170 nt
Organism: Thamnophis elegans (Western terrestrial garter snake)
Lineage: Eukaryota; Metazoa; Chordata; Lepidosauria; Squamata; Natricidae
Product: vomeronasal type-2 receptor 26-like
Exons: 4
Coding region: 1-1170 (389 amino acids)
Biological process (GO): G protein-coupled receptor signaling pathway
Cellular component (GO): membrane
Molecular function (GO): G protein-coupled receptor activity
Source: RefSeq, a predicted model, not a curated record